This is a messenger RNA of Amaranthus tricolor (Joseph's coat), 357 nucleotides long. RefSeq lists its product as uncharacterized. The transcript is spliced from 2 exons. The record is from RefSeq and is a predicted model, not a curated record. Lineage: Eukaryota; Viridiplantae; Streptophyta; Magnoliopsida; Caryophyllales; Amaranthaceae. Bases 1 to 357 code for a protein of 118 amino acids.
AUGGAGGUUAAUACAAAACUAUGUUCGGAAAUAGGCAAGGAGUUAGAAGACGUGACAAUUUAUAGACAAUUGGUAGGAAGUCUAAUCUAUCUCAUGCUAACUCAACCAGAUAUUACAUAUGCAGGAAGUAUUGAUUAUGGUGUCCUUUACCGUAAUGAUAGAAAUUUUGAAGUUGUUGAAUAUUGUGAUGUUGAUUAUGCUGGAGAUCUUGAUAUACGUCGAUCAAUUACUGGUUAUGUGUUUAGCCUGGGUUCUGGAGCAAUUUUAUGGUGUAGUAAGAGACAACCAACAGUGUCAUUGUCAAGUACGGAAGCAGAGUACCGAGCUUCAGUGAUGGCAACACAAGAAUGUGUAUGA